Messenger RNA from Dovyalis caffra, 420 nucleotides. NCBI's taxonomy places the organism in Eukaryota, Viridiplantae, Streptophyta, Magnoliopsida, Malpighiales, Salicaceae. The record is from the annotation of a GenBank genome assembly.
AUGGAUGUGUUGGCUCCCUUCCCACCUAAAUUGGGACCAUUGGAGCGGAAGAAAAGGGUUCCUAGCUGCUGCUACUUUGAGACCCUAGGACUAUGUAUGUUCAAACAAACGCAUAGAACUUCUCAAAGAUCCCCUAACAAAUCUAGUUGGCUGGUUGAACUCGUUGGUUCUGAUUUGAUUGGCCUUCCCCUGAAUUCUCCACUGUCAGCACAUCAUCUCAUUUAUGUGCUGCCCAAGCUGAUUAUUCAGACAGAAAAAGGUACUGGGAUCGUAACUAGUGUGCCUAGUGAUUCCCUUGGUGACUAUAUGGCAAUGCAUGAUUUGAAACCAAAACGAGAUCUCAGGGAAAAGUUUGGUGUGAAGGACGAAUCGGCAAUGCCCUUCGACAUUGUUCCUAUACUUGAUAUUCCAGAAUUCUAA